This is a messenger RNA of Juglans regia (Persian walnut), 1244 nucleotides long. Its product is annotated as plastid division protein PDV1. The record is from RefSeq and is a predicted model, not a curated record. The transcript has 2 exons. Gene Ontology annotation, biological process: chloroplast fission. NCBI's taxonomy places the organism in Eukaryota, Viridiplantae, Streptophyta, Magnoliopsida, Fagales, Juglandaceae. The coding region runs from base 96 to 950 and encodes 284 amino acids.
AAUCUAGGAAAUGUGCGGUUAGUUUGCUCUCCCAGAAUUCGAUCGGUAAGAAAAGAGAGAGACCCCAGAAAAUUCAGGAUCAGGGGUUUUCCCUAAUGAAAUGGGAAAUGGAGCUAGAGGAAAUCGAAGCGAUUCUGGAGAAAAUCUGGGACCUCCACGACAAGCUCAGCGAUGCCAUCCACUCGAUUUCGCGGACUCAUUUCCUCAAUUCCGUCAAAGCCGUGACGAAGCCCGAGAAGAUAAAGCAUCCCUCCUACAACUGCAAAAAUAGCCACAAUGACGCCACUGAGGACAACGUCCGGGCCUCCGGGUUCGUUUUCGUCAAAGACUUCCGGGUGGACGAGGGCGACGACUCGGCCGUUCAGGAGGCCAAGAGCCUCAACGCCAUUCGGACCGCGCUCGAGAACCUCGAGGACCAGCUCGAUUUUUUCCAUACUGUUCAAAUGCAGCAGCGGGCUGAAAGAGAUGCUGCAAUUGCCCGAUUAGAACAAAGCCGGAUAGUUCUUGCAAUGAGAUUGGCUGAACAUCAUGGUAAGAAGUUCAAAGUCAUCGAAGAAGCUAUGGCAUUUGUGGGAGAUGUACAUGAUGCAGGUCACUUUGUUUCACCUGAGAAACUUUAUGGUCAACCAUAUAGUCCAUUCGGUGAAAAACUUGUGACUCACGGAGACAAUCGGCCUAAUAUACUGAUCAAAGUCCUCAUCUCGAGUUUCGAUUUUGCAAAGAAAUCGCUUAAAUUGGAUGGCAUGGGUGGGAUAUUGGGCAAUGCUGCUUUGUUCGCAGUAAGCAUGAUUGCAUUGAUGCAUCUGCAUCAGGUGGUUUAUAAGGAGCAUCCACAGAAGCGUGAAGAUGAUAUCACCAGCAAAAGAAAUGUGAGACAAACUUUUUGGGCGGAGGAAUCAUCAUCGAAUAGUCAUUUGAGCCAGUUGGAUGUGUUGUCAGGCAGGGGUUGAGUGGAAAAAUUGGAUUCUGCGGCAGUCUGUCGAAGGAUGCACUGCCUAGCUCCUAUGAUUUUAAAAGCUCUGGCUCAGCCUCUCCCACGAAAGUUUGAAAGGGUUUGGCAAACUAGUUAGGACGACGAUCAUUCAUAUGCAAUUUGUUGAUCUUUGUCGGAGCUACUUCUGAGGCUUUAGAUUAGUAUGGUAGUUUGCAUAUUUCUGGUCUUUUCCCAACUUUCGACUGAGCUAAUAUCUUUGUGAAUAUUUUAUUCUUGCAAUUUUUAUGUAGACUGCUGUAUUUUCUUGGGA